Messenger RNA from Nanorana parkeri, 1900 nucleotides. RefSeq names its product RUN domain containing 1 (gene RUNDC1). Bases 36 to 1757 code for a protein of 573 amino acids. The record is from RefSeq and is a predicted model, not a curated record. Lineage: Eukaryota; Metazoa; Chordata; Amphibia; Anura; Dicroglossidae. The transcript is spliced from 5 exons.
AUGGCAGCAUAGAGCGAUCAUAGUGACAGGUGGCGAUGUCUGCUGACGAAAUGUCCAUGUCCGAUGGCGAGCCCUUUACCCGGGAGCGCUGGGCUCCGGUCGGGGCGGUGGCGGAAGAAGCGGACGAGCAGAGUGCGGUGCCCUGGGCUGGUAUGAAGUCGGAAGGUGAGGAGGGAUCGAACCGGCUGCACGGCGGUGCCAUGUCUGUAGAGCUGGUGGACAAGCUGCGCAGGCUGGAGGACGAACAGGAGCUGCUCAACUCGUCUCUGCUCGCCCUCACCUCACAUUUCGCCCAGGUGCAGUUCCGUCUGAAGCAGAUCGUGCGGGCAGAGGGAACGGAGAAGGAGUCGCUGCUGGCCGAGCUGGAGGACUUUGCCUUUAAGGGCACCCCGUAUGUGCACGGACCCUUGGGGGUGCAGAGCCAGCAGGCGCUAGAUGAAUCGGUGAGUAGUGAAUGGGAAAAAAGGGAACGCAUUGAAUCACAAAGAAAAAAGCAGAGGGAACUCAUUGUUCAGCUCAAAAACCAGCUGGAUGAUUUGGAGAAUUUUGCUUACCAAGAAGGCAAUUAUGAUUCUUUGCCCCAGUCCAUGGUCAUGGAGAAACAGCGGGUAAUCAUUGAUGAGUUGAUUAAGAAGCUGGAUGUUAAUUUGAAUGAGGACAUCAGCUGCUUGUCUCCAGAAGAGUUGCGUCAGAGAGUAGAUGCUGCCAUUGCUCAGAUUGUUAACCCAGCUAGAGUGAAGGAGCAGUUGGUGGAACAGUUGAAGACUCAGAUCAGAGACCUGGAGAUGUUCAUACAAUUUAUUCAAGAUGAAAUUGGCAGCCCUUCCGAUACUGGUAACAGUGGAGCAACAGGUUUCCACACAAAUUCCAGCUCAAAUGCUCGGAGUAAUGUGAGUCCAGAGCAGGCAAGGCAAAUGAGGGAAACAGGACUACAUUUGCUACGCCGUGCACUGGCUGUCCUGCAGAUCUUCGCAGUCAGCCAGUUUGGUUGUGGUACAGGACAUGUGCAACACAACCUGUGGAAGCAGGAUGAAAGCAACAGAGACUUCACUCCAUUGAUAAAGAAGCUUGAGGCUUCUGUAGAGAAAGUGAGGCAAUUGGCAGUGCGGCAGCAGCCUGAGGAGCAUGUUAUCAGCUAUGCCAGCAUGCAGGAAAUUGCUCUGGGAGGUAAAGAUGAGCUAACAGUAGCUGUGAGGAAAGAGUUGGCAACCGCAAUCCGAGAUCUUCUGUCCCAUGGUCUUUAUGCUACAUCUCAAGGAAUGAGUUUGGUUCUUGCACCCAUUGCCUGCCUCAUUCCGGUUUUCUCCGCCUCUCCUCCCAACAUGCACCCCUGGGAACUUUUUGUCAAAUACUACAAUGAGAAAAAUGGAAAAGCAUUUGUUGACUCUCCAGCCCGUAAGCUCUCACAGUCCUUUUCCCUCCCUGUUUCAGGAAGUACUAAGGUUACCCCGAAACAGAGCCUCCUCUCUGCCAUCCACACAGUUUUAACAGAGCAUGAUCCUUUCAAACGGGGUGCAGACUCCGAGUUUAAGGCUCUGGUCUGCAUGGCACUGAAUGAACAACGUCUUGUCUCCUGGCUUAAUUUGAUCUGCAAAUCUGGGGUGUUGAUACAGUCUCACUACCAGCCCUGGAGUUACAUGGCAAGCAGUGGCUUUGAAAGCGCUUUAAACAUCCUCAGCCGACUCAGCAUCCUGAAGUUCAACCUACCGGUGGAUCUUGCCGUGCGACAAUUGAAAAACAUCAAGGAUGCUUUUUGAUGAGAGACCUAAUGAUCAUCUCAUUGUAAGAAUAUAACGCAUCUGUGGCUGACUGGACUUCUGCAUGGUUUUGCUUACCAAAAACAGUCUAGACAUGCACAAAAAGCAUCCAUUCAGCUUUAAAAUUUGCCAGUUAAGGGCGC